Molecule: messenger RNA, 2154 nt
Organism: Clupea harengus (Atlantic herring)
Lineage: Eukaryota; Metazoa; Chordata; Actinopteri; Clupeiformes; Clupeidae
Gene: egfem1
Product: multiple EGF like domains 6
Exons: 16
Coding region: 1-2154 (717 amino acids)
Cellular component (GO): membrane
Molecular function (GO): protein binding; calcium ion binding; scavenger receptor activity
Source: RefSeq, a predicted model, not a curated record
AUGUCUUUAACCGCUGGGUGUCGCUCCAACGGCGGAUGUGCUCUUCCCUCCCUCUCUCUCUCCCUCUGUCUGUCCCUCCACAGGCCGAAUGUGUGUGUGGAUCAGGAGCUGUCCAUGCUGGGCCUGAGGCAGCCGUGUGUGCAGGCUUUCACACGCAUGGUGAGGGUGUGGAAGCAGGGAUGCUCAGGAAAGAGCUGGUGUGCUGGCUAUGAGCGGAGGACAGGAUACUAUACAGCCUACAGGCAGGUAUACAGUAUGGACUUGCACACUGUGUACCGCUGCUGCCCUGGCUGGAUGCGGCGAGGACAGGAAAAGGGCUGUUUGCACAAUGUAAAUGAGUGUGUGAAUGCUAAUGGCGGCUGCGAGGACAGCUGCUGCAACACCAUUGGGAGCUUCUACUGCAGGUGCCCUGAGGGGAGCAGUCUGGCGCUGGAUGGCAAGACCUGCCAGGAUGUUGAUGAGUGUGAGGAACUAAAUGGUGGCUGUCAGCAGAAGUGUGUGAACACACCAGGCUCCUACUACUGUGAGUGCAGCGAAGGAUUCAGGAUGCAUGCAGAUUCUCGUACCUGCAUCGCGGCCAUUUCCUGUGCGGUGAAAAAUGGUGGCUGUGAACACAAGUGUGUGGACCAGGGCAAUGAUCACUUCAAGUGUGUGUGUCCCCCUGACUACCUGCUCAAGGACGACGGGAAGCACUGUGAACUGAGAGAUCCCUGUAAGCAGGGGAAUGGAGGCUGCUCCCAGCUGUGCAGCAGUGAGGAGGGGCAGGUCGAGUGCAGCUGCAGGGAUGGAUUCACACUGGCCUCUGAUCGCAGGAGAUGUGAAGACAUUGAUGAGUGUGCAAGAGGCCAAGCUCAGUGCUCCCACAGUUGUGUGAACAUGCUAGGGUCCUUCAGGUGUGUGUGUAAACCAGGCUUUGAGCUGGGAGCUGAUGGCAAGCAGUGCUAUCGUAUUGAGAUGGAGAUAGUGAACAGCUGUGAGAAGAACAAUGGCGGCUGUUCACACCACUGCGAGCACACCACCAGUGGCCCACACUGCACCUGUAACCAGGGCUACCAGCUGGCCGAGGACCUCAGGACCUGUGUAGACUCGGAUGAGUGUGAGAAUAGGGAGUCGUGCUGCAGUCACUACUGUGAGAACUACGCAGGAGGCUAUGAGUGUAACUGCCGUGCAGGAUACAUACUCAACCCAGAUGGCUGUGGCUGCGAUGACAUUGACGAGUGUGAGCUGGAGACGUCAGACUGCAGUCACUCGUGUGUGAACACACUCGGCUCCUUUGAGUGUUUCUGCAGGCUGGGCUUCCGACUGGACUAUGACCAGCGCACAUGCCUCUCGCUCUAUGAGAGUGACCUGGAGGAGAUGGCGAGUGAGGAUGAUGAUGAGGUGGAGGAAGAGGAUGGUAGGGGAGGAGAUGAAGAGGUGCUGCGUCUGCCCGGGUUCGUCUUCCGCAGGAAGCCGCAGCUGCUGCACUACGCGGCCACGCUGCACAGGCCGAGCACACACACUCGAGCGAUUGCAGACACACACACUCACCGCUCUCACCGAGGGGAGCUGACGCUGCUCAGCAAGACAGUCUGUGAGGAGGGUGCGUUUGGUGAAGACUGCUCCCUGGGGUGUGAGGACUGUGCCAACGGUGCUGUGUGUUCAGAGGACAGAGACAGCUGCCGUUGCACGCCUGGCUGGACUGGGAUCAUCUGCAAUGACACGUGUGUGACAGGCUCGUUUGGUGAGGGGUGUAACGGGUUGUGUGUGUGUCAGAACGGGGGGCGUUGUGACCCUGUCACCGGCAGCUGCCUGUGUCCUCCGGGGGUGACUGGACAACACUGUCAGAACGGUUGCCCCCAGGGCUACUUUGGGUUGAACUGCCAGAGGAAGUGUAACUGCCCCAACAACGGCCACUGUCACCGCCUCUACGGAGGGUGUGUGUGUGCUCCUGGCCUCUAUGGACGCUUCUGCCACCUGCCGUGUCCCAGGUGGACGUCCGGGGCGGGGUGCUCCGAGGAGUGUGUGUGUCAGCAGAAUAGCUCCCUCGGCUGCCACCCCAAAACUGGCAUCUGCUCCUGCAAGCCAGGUUACCAUGGAGACCGCUGUCAAUCAAGUAAGCUCUCCACUGUCUCCGAAGUUUUUACCAUGAGGACAGAGAUCAACAACAGUUAG